Messenger RNA from Physella acuta, 1227 nucleotides. Its product is annotated as zinc finger protein ZFP2-like. Gene Ontology annotation, molecular function: RNA polymerase II cis-regulatory region sequence-specific DNA binding; DNA-binding transcription factor activity, RNA polymerase II-specific. The record is from RefSeq and is a predicted model, not a curated record. Gene Ontology annotation, biological process: regulation of transcription by RNA polymerase II. Lineage: Eukaryota; Metazoa; Mollusca; Gastropoda; Physidae.
AUGUCUUUACAAAGUGCACUUGUGGUUAAACAGGAAUCAAAUGACAAAGCAAUACAAUCUAUGGAUUUAAAAUCAGAUGUAACAUUGGCAAUUUUAACUUUAGAAGAUGUGAAACCAAAUUUAUCAACAUUGAUUUCAACUUCAAAUGUUAUCAAACAAAAUAUGUCAUCACAAUCUUCACCUUUACAAGGCAGGACAAAUGAAACAGUUUCAUUUUCAACUACAGAAGAUCAACAUUCAGAUCAAACAUCUUCUUAUUCUAAAGAUAUGAAACCAAAUGUUUCAACAGAAGUUUUAAGGUGUGAUGUUAUGAAAAAGGAUAUCUUAACAUUUUCAUCAUUUAAGGGUGAAAACAAAAAUAGCUUAGAUGUUCAAAGACAGCUUGAAUAUUUACCAGAUUCAGAUGCUUUUAUUGAAAAUUUUACAGUUGUAAAAUCAGAUCUUCAUCAUGAUUUAAAAGAACUCAAGGAAUUGCAUAAAGAAGUUAUUGAUAAUUUUCCAACAAUGUAUGAGCUCAGAGAUAAAGGACUGAAGACGUAUAAGUGUGAUAUGUGUUGUCAAAGAUUUACUCAUUUUUAUCAUAUUACACAACAUAUGAAAACUCACACAAGAAAGAAUUUAUAUGGGUAUAAUUUUCAUCAGCAACAAGGUGCUAUGAAAAAAAAACACAAGAAGUUACAUCCUGAAGACAGAUGCAAUGAAUGUGAUCAUAAAAAAACUCAUUUACAUGAGAAACAAUAUGAAUGUUAUGUGUGUCAUAAAAACUUUGCUCAGAGGUACCAGUUAUCUCGACAUCAAAUGACUCAUUCUGGGCUUAAGCCACAUGAAUGUGAUGUGUGUCAUAAAAAGUAUUCUCGGAAAAAUCAUUUAUUGGAGCAUAAAAAGACUCAUUCAGAUGGUCCACUUGGGCCUCCUGAAUGUGAUUUUGUUCAGAGGUACCAGUUAUCACGACAUCAAAUGACUCACACUGGGCUUAGGCCACAUGAAUGUGAUGUGUGUCAUAAAAAGUAUUCUCGGAAAGAUCAUUUAUUGGAGCAUAAAAAGAUUCAUUCAGGCAGUCCACUUAGCCUUCAUGAAUGUGAUGUGUGUCAUAAAAAGUAUGCUAAUAAGUCGGGUUUAUGUUUUCAUAAAAAGUCUCAUUCUGGGCUCAGGCCACAUGAAUGUGAUGUUUGUCAUAAAAACUAUACUCGGAAAGAUGAAUUAUUGGAGCAUAAAAAGACUCAUUAA